AUGGACUACAGUAAGCUGAACAAGUGGACUUUGAGGGAUCAUUUCCCCAUGCCUUUCAUGGACCAAAUGCUUGACAGGUUGGCAAGUAAAGGAUGGUAUUGUUUCUUAGAUGGAUACUCUGGCUACAACCAGCAAUCAAUUGCACCUAAAGAUCAGGAAAAGACAACCUUCGCAUGUCCUUAUGGCACCUUUGCGUUUAAACGCAUGCCAUUUGGACUAUGUAAUGCACCAGCCACAUUUCAAAGGUGUAUGAUGUCCAUCUUUUCAGACAUGGUUGAGGACACUCUAGAGGGCUUUACAGAGAGAUUUGAGGAAUCCAACUUAGUGCUAAAUUGGGAGAAGUGCCACUUCAUGGUAAAAGAGGGCAUAGCCCUUGGACACAAGGUGUCACAAAAAGGAAUUGAGGUCGACAAGUCUAAGAUUAAGGUGAUUAAAGAAUUACCUCCGCCAAUUUGUGUGAAGGGUGUUCGAAGCUUCCUAGGACACACCAGAUUUUAUAGGCGUUUCAUCAAAGACUUCUCCAAAAUUGCACACCCCAUGUGCAAGAUUUUAGAGAAGGGGGUGAAAUUUGUCUUUGAUGGGGCAUGCCUUAAAGCUUUUGAGUGCCUAAAAGAGAAGCUGAUUUCAGCACUAGUGAUUAUUGGCCCAGACUGGGCAGAGCCGUUUGAGGUGAUGUGUGAUGCUAGUGGGACUGCGUUAGGAGUUGUGUUGGGACAUAAGUGCAACAAGAUGUUCUUUUCGACUUACUAUGCAAGUAAGACGCUAAAUGGGGCACAGCGAAACUACAUAGUCACUGCGCAGGAACUUUUGAAAAGUUCAGAGCUUAUAUGCUGGGCACUAAGGAGAGGUUGUGAGAACCAGGUAGCUGAUCACCUGUCUAGGUUGGAAGCUGCAAAGAAGGAAGAACUUGAGCUCGAGAGAGAUGACACAUUCCCGGAUGAGCAGGUAUUAGCUGCUACUCUUGACCUUAUUCCUUGGUUUUCUGACUAUGCUAAUUUUCUGGUUAGUGAUUUGAUGUCGGAGGGGCUAACAUAUAGCAAAGGAAAAGCCAAAAUAUUGCACAUUUUGGAGGCCUGUCACUCAUCUCCAGUUGGUGGUCAUGAUGGUGGUGCUCGAACAGCCCACAAAAUACUUCAGUGUGGGUACUACUGGCCCACAAUUCAUCAAGAUGCAGUGGACAUAGUAAGGAGUUGUGAUGUGUACCAGCGGCAAGGAGCCAUCUCUCAGUGUCAUGAGUUACCCAUGACACCUAUUCUGGAGGUGGAUUUGCUUAAUGUGUGGGGUAUUGACUUCAUGGGCCCCUUUGUGAUUUCAUAUGGAAAGAAAUAUAUACUGGUGGUUGUGGACUAUGUGUCCAAAUGGGUUGAAGUUGUCACGUUACCUAAGAAUGAUGGAAAGAGUGUAGUUGGGUUCUGUAAAAGAACAUCUUCUCAAGGUUUGGAACACCUAGAGCCAUUAUCAGUAAUGGUGGGUCUCACUUCUGCAACAAGACUGCGUCUGUUUCUAGGAAAACCGAGGUCUAAAUGGUCUGGACCUUUUAAGGUCACACAGGUAUUUCAAUCUAGUGUUAUUGAGCUAGAGAAUGAUAAAGGCGAGAGGUUCAAAGCCAAUGGCCAGAGAAUCAAGGCAUAUAUGGGUGUCCCUGAUGAUGUAAAUAUUGUCGAGGAAUGCAAACUUGAUGAAGUCUGA
Molecule: messenger RNA, 1689 nt
Organism: Solanum stenotomum
Lineage: Eukaryota; Viridiplantae; Streptophyta; Magnoliopsida; Solanales; Solanaceae
Exons: 5
Coding region: 1-1689 (562 amino acids)
Molecular function (GO): nucleic acid binding
Source: RefSeq, a predicted model, not a curated record